Laccaria bicolor S238N-H82 is the source of this 1132-nucleotide messenger RNA. RefSeq lists its product as uncharacterized. The transcript has 5 exons. NCBI's taxonomy places the organism in Eukaryota, Fungi, Basidiomycota, Agaricomycetes, Agaricales, Hydnangiaceae. Bases 1 to 1059 code for a protein of 352 amino acids. Gene Ontology annotation, biological process: pyrimidine nucleotide biosynthetic process; 'de novo' pyrimidine nucleobase biosynthetic process. Gene Ontology annotation, molecular function: dihydroorotase activity. Gene Ontology annotation, cellular component: cytoplasm. The record is from RefSeq and is a predicted model, not a curated record.
AUGAUCAUCUCCAUUGAAUCCCCUGCAGAUUUUCAUGUUCACCUCCGACAAGGAUCCAUCUCACAAUUAAUUGUUCCUCAUGUCAGAAAGGGUGGAUUCCAUCUCGCCUAUGUCAUGCCCAAUCUGAAGCCGCCAGUGACAUCGACGGAACAAGCACUGAAAUAUAAGGCCGACUUGGAGAGGAUCGAUUCCAACGUCGACUAUCUUAUGACCUUGUACUUGUCCCCCGAGCUGACACCAGACGAGAUCAGGAAAGCCAAGAAUGCUGGAAUUGUCGGCGUCAAAUCGUACCCUCGUGGGGUCACAACAAAUUCGGAAGGUGGUAUAGAGUCUUAUGAAACGUACUACCCCAUCUUCGAGGUCAUGCAGGAAGUCGGGAUGGUUUUGAAUCUUCACGGUGAAGUUCCUUCAGACGCAAAGACAAAUGUUCAUGUCCUGAAUGCAGAACCUCGAUUUCUCCCUCACCUGCUCAAGAUCCACGCCGACUUUCCUGCUUUGCGCAUCGUCCUCGAACAUGCAACAACAAGGGCAGCUGUCGAGGCUGUCAAAUCUUGUGGACCAACUGUGGCGUGCACUAUCACGGCACAUCACCUCGCACUCAUUGUAGAUGAUUGGGCGGGGCAAUCUUGGAAUUUCUGUAAACCUGUUGCAAAGUAUCCAGACGACAGACAAGCUCUGAGGGAUGUUGUCAAAGAGGGGCAUCCCAGGUUUUUCCUUGGCUCUGACUCUGCACCCCAUCCACCCGAAGCGAAAUCCGUUAGCCGACCCACCCAUGGAUGUGCAGCUGGUGUUUAUACCUCGCCCAUCCUUUUGCCCCUAGUGGCAGAGCUUCUGGAAUCGUUCGGAGCGCUUGACAACUUGGAAGGCUUUGUUAGCAGAAACGGAAGGGCCUUUUAUCAAAGGCCUUACACAGGAGAAGGAUCUGGAAAGGUCACUCUGCGAAAACUAUCCGAUAGGAAGCAGUUAGAGUCGACAUAUAUUUUAGGUAAUGAUAGUUUAAUUCCUUUCUGGGCUGGAAAAGAGAUAGGCUGGGAAUUGGUCGAAGAAACAACCGCCUAGGUCCAGCGGGUAUUCAUAAUUUAUAUACUUGACUGGAGGUAUAGCCCAUAUUGCCCAAUAUGCCACCAACGAC